AUGACUCUUGUGCGUUACGAUGCUCAUCAAGUUCGUCUUGCUCUCCGUAAGAAUACCAACCAGUAUUCUUGCAUCCUGGUCAACGGCGCUCGCGGACGAUGCGGUAGCGACUUUAAUAAUAUCCUUCGUUGGGAUAUCAACGAGACUAAGAAGGGUGGUCCCUUCCGUGAAAUUACUGAAUCUGACUAUUUGGAAACUGCAUCUAUUUCAAUGCUUAAUUCCAAAGUUUUGCCCCGUUGA
This is a messenger RNA of Schizosaccharomyces osmophilus, 240 nucleotides long. RefSeq names its product Alanine dehydrogenase/PNT, C-terminal domain. NCBI's taxonomy places the organism in Eukaryota, Fungi, Ascomycota, Schizosaccharomycetes, Schizosaccharomycetales, Schizosaccharomycetaceae. The record is from RefSeq and is a predicted model, not a curated record. The coding region runs from base 1 to 240 and encodes 79 amino acids. The transcript has a single exon.